Messenger RNA from Exaiptasia diaphana, 949 nucleotides. Its product is annotated as ubiquitin-like domain-containing CTD phosphatase 1. Gene Ontology annotation, molecular function: protein serine/threonine phosphatase activity. The coding region runs from base 1 to 798 and encodes 265 amino acids. The record is from RefSeq and is a predicted model, not a curated record. Lineage: Eukaryota; Metazoa; Cnidaria; Anthozoa; Actiniaria; Aiptasiidae. The transcript is spliced from 8 exons. Gene Ontology annotation, cellular component: nucleus. Gene Ontology annotation, biological process: protein dephosphorylation.
AUGGCACGAAAACCACCUGACAAUGACACUAGAAUCAAAGACUUGAAUCUCAAACCCAAUGCCAAGAUUAUGAUGAUGGGCACCAGAGAAGAAAAAUUGGCUGACGUUAUCAAACCUUCUGACGAAGUACUCAAUAAUGAAGUUGUAAAUGAUUUUGACAUUGAAGAAGAUGAUGUUUUAUUAGAAAACAGAGAAGAAAACUUAAGCAAGAUAGCUAAAAGAGUGUCCGAUUACAAGAUAAAUGUCCUGAAUGARCCUGAUCAAAACAAAAAGCUACUUGUCCUUGACGUGGACUAUACRCUGUUUGAUCACAAGUCUGUAGCAGAGAGUGGAUACGAGCUAAUGCGUCCCUAUCUCCAUGAGUUCCUUACAUCAGCCUUUGAGGAUUACAACAUUGUUAUAUGGUCAGCCACUAGCAUGAAAUGGAUUGAAGCUAAAAUGAAAGAACUCAACAUGACCAACCACCCUGAUUAUAAAAUGUGUUUCUWCCUGGACAGCUGUGCAAUGAUUACUGUCCAGGCUCCCAGGUAUGGUGUUAUAGAGACCAAGCCUUUGGGUGUAAUYUGGGGUAAAUAUCCAUGCUUCAACAGCAAAAACACAAUUAUGUUUGAUGAUUUGAGAAGAAAUUUUUUAAUGAAUCCACAAAAUGGACUCAAGAUCCGUCCUUUCCGUGAAGCACAUUUCAAUAGAGACAAAGACAAAGAGCUACUGAAGCUGAAGAAGUAUCUCAAAGCUAUUGCAAAACUUGAUGACUUYUCCAAACUUAACCACAAACAUUGGGAAAGAUACUCAAGCUAGCACUGAAAUACUCAAGCAUGACUAGAUAGAAUGAAAUUCUACUGUGUACAUAUCUUUUAUCAAAAUGUUCGAAAUUAUUUAAUGUACAAUAAUGUAUCUAAUGCACUUUGAUUGUCUAAUAGUAAAAUUAUAUUGAACUCAAACGUCUAAA